AUGGCCUUGGGCACGGAGGUGCCGUGGUUCUCGCUGAAUGACCUUUCGAAAGCAAUAGACAUUGACGUUGGCAAGCGUCUCGGGGCCGGGAAGUUCGGCUCAGUCUACGUUGCACGCUGCCGUCGAACAGGAUUCAUCUUUGCGCUGAAAGUGCUGGACAAGCGUCAGCUCAUCAAGCACCGCGUCGAGCAUCAGCUGAGGCGAGAAAUUGAGAUCCAGUCGCACUGCCGACAUAUCAACAUACUCAGACUCUACACAUUCUUUCACGACGAGAGGAAGCGCGUGUAUCUCUGCCUGGAGAUGGCUCCUGGGGGUGAGCUGUAUGGCUUGUUGCAAAGCCGUGGCACCUUCUCCGAGGCCAGAUCGGCUUGGUACUUCAAGCAGAUGGUCGAGGCUAUCCAGUACUGCCAUGCCAAGCACAUCAUCCACAGAGACAUCAAGCCUGAGAACAUUCUCAUCGGCUUGAGGGACACCCUGAAGAUUGCUGACUUUGGCUGGGCGGUACAUGCGCCAUCGUCGCGCCGUGAUACCUUCUGCGGCACACUGGACUACCUUCCACCUGAGAUGGUCAUGAGCAAGAAGUAUCAUGGCAAUGUGGAUGUCUGGGGCCUUGGAGUGCUCCUGUACGAGUUUAUGGUUGGCAGGCCGCCGUUUGAGGAUACGAGCGAGAAGGGCACUUACCGGAAGAUCAAAACUGGUAUGGUGCAGUUUCCUCCGAACAUGACGAAGGAAGCAAAGGAUCUCAUCGGAAAGCUACUCACGAAGAAUCCAAGCGAUAGGCUCUCGCUGGAUGCAGUGCUGCGUCACCCAUGGGUGUCCAUCAACACGAGUGGAGACAAUGCUAAACGACUCCACGAAUACUAUGGAGGAAUUAUGUAG
Symbiodinium pilosum is the source of this 879-nucleotide messenger RNA. The record is from the annotation of a GenBank genome assembly. NCBI's taxonomy places the organism in Eukaryota, Dinophyceae, Suessiales, Symbiodiniaceae.